AGGGGAGCGGGUGCUGAGCAGGAGGCUCGCAGGCGCUGGCUGCUUUCACUUGCUGGCGCUCCGGGAACUCACUUCACUCACUCGCCGGGAGGUUGCUCGCCUGCCCUCCGCUACCAAGAGUUCGCCGUGUGUCCGCAGCCCGCUUCUGCUGGGCUGCCCCAGACGCACUCCACCCAGCCGCUCGCGCCCGACCCGACGGUGACAUGGGCUUCCCCCCAGUCCUGGAGGCUGGCGACCGGCGCUGGGGGCCUGUGCUCCUUGCUCUCUUCCUGGCUGCCUCCCGAGGUUUGGUGACAGCCUUCAAGGUCGCCACACCGUAUUCCCUGUAUGUGUGUCCCGAGGGGCAGAACGUCACCCUCACCUGCAGAAUCUUGGGCUUGGGCUCCGUGGCCAAAGGGCACGACGUGACCUUCUACAAGACAUGGUACCGCAGCUCUCGGGGCGAGGUGCAGGCCUGUUCCAGCCGCCAGCCUAUCCGCAACCUCACGUCCCAGGACCUUCACCUGCACCACGGUGGCCACCAGGCCGCCAACACCAGCCAGGAUAUAGCCCGGAAGCAUGGGCUUCAGUCUACCGCUGACCACCAUGGCAACUUCUCCAUCACCAUGCACCACUUGACCCCACUGGAUGACGGCCUCUACUGCUGCCUCGUGGUGGAGAUCCAGCACCACCACUUGGAGCAGAGGGUCUAUGGUGCCAUGGAGCUGCAGGUGCGGAGAGGCAAUGAAACACCAUCCAAGUGCGUCGCAUACCCGUCUUCCCCCAAGGAGAGUGAAAAUAUCACGGCUGCUGCCCUGGCUACGGGCGCCUGCAUUGUGGGCAUCCUCUGCCUUCCCCUCAUCCUGCUCCUGGUCUACAAGCAAAGGCAGGUGGCCUCCAACCGCCGUGCUCAGGAGCUGGUACGGAUGGACAGCAACGCUCACGGAAUUGAAAACCCAGGCUUUGAGGCCCCUCUGCCCUCCCAGGGGAUGCCGGAGGCCAAGCCCAGGCCCCCACUGUCCUACAUGGCCCAGCGGCAGCAUUCUGAGUCUGGGCGCCACCUGCUCUCGGAGCCCAGCACGCCUCUGUCUCCACCAGGCCACGGGGAUGUCUUCUUCCCAUCCCUCGACCCUGUUCCCGAUUCCCCAAACUCUGAGGCCAUCUAGACAAGCUGGUGGGCAGCUGUGGCUGGGCCGGGGGCAGGUGCCUUUGGGCCAGAUGAGCCCUCUGAGGGGUCCCUUGGCCUCGGCCCUGGUUUCCUCCCUCCUGCUCUGAGCCCAGACUCUCUGAGAUGCCCCUGAUGGCCAGAUCCCCCCCCCCCCCGGAUGCUACAGGGCAGAAGUGAGAAGGUGUAGGAUCACUCAGCCCCUAUCUCAAGAAUGGUGGGGUGCUGGGAUCCCACCCCAGACCUGAAAUUCACCAGCAGCGGAUGCCAAUGACCUACAUCCUAGAAGCCCCAGCAUUUCCAGCCUUGUGGUAGCUUCUCUGGGACAUGAGCCUUGGAAUUCGAUAGGACAUAUGCGACAAGAUGGGCACUGAGCAGACCCCGAAGUGCCACCCUCCCAGGAAUCAGCAACAGGACUAGAUGUGGAGAGAUUCCUCCCCGUCGGUGGGACCGGCUCUCCCGUGUCACCCGCGGCUGCUCGUCUGCCAGACUCACUCUUUGUCACAUGGGGCUCAGAGCUGGGCCUGCUGCCCCUGGGGCCAUGGGAGCCUCCCCAGCUGCCUCCACCAGCAACCUCUCCUAGGACCUGCCAACAGCCUAAACAAAUCUGGGGCUCCCACUGCCUGCAUUCUGGUCUCGAGUCCACUGGCCAGAGGCCCCCAAACAGGAAGUACACAUUGGGGCACGGUGGCACGGUGAGCCAACUGGCAUCUUGGGCAAUGGAGGCUGGGCCAGAGGCUGCACACCACCCGGAUGGGGGUGAGGGGGAGCCCGGGGGCCUGCUGGGAAGGUGAGUGGAGAGGGCUCCACCACCCCUCUUCCCCAUCGCACUCCUCCGCUGCUCAGUUUGGCCAGUAGAGAGGGUGACCACAUGAUGUGUUGUCCAAACUGUGAUACUGUUGAGAGUGAAAAGGGCUUGCUAUUAAAAACUACAGGGCAACAGCUGCAAACCCUGUGGACAGACUGUAAGAGCUGGGUUUAAAUCCCUUCCUGCUUCUGAGGUGCCUGAGGCCUGGGAGCCUCCCCCACACCCUCAUCGUUCUUGUUCCAUCUGCUGAGGGCUCACUACAGAGUGACCCUGCCGGGUGGGAGGAGCAAGGCGGACCCAUAGAAGGCUGGGUCCACUCUGCUCUGCACCCUCCGGUGCCACCUCCUGCUUCAGGCAUCCCUCCAGUUUGUCUUCACACACGCAAGGGAAGUCCUUUGUGGAAUUUUGAUUAAAAGGCUGCAUGGCGUGGAGAGGAAGGGGUGGUGGUGGUGGUCUCUGUACACUCUGGGAACGGGGAGGGGUGCUUUUGAGCGGGGUGGGAGCCCCGGGCACUGACUGCAGGGCUGGCUUCAAUUGGGCAUUGGCCUGCCAUCGGCCUACACUGACUGCUGAGCUGGGCCUGGGUGCGGAGAGCCAGGACUAGGCCCCGGGCCGGGCCCGUGGGCAGGGAGAAGCCCACCGGUCACCUGGCAAGGUGGGAAGAUGGGGGUGGGGGUGGAAGGAAGGAGCAGCUCCAGGCUCUCUAGCUGCGGUGAACCCAGGCCUGCGGCUGGAGCCAGAGUGCCCCGGAUACAUGGCAUUGCUUCCAAAGCUGCCCCGGCAGCCCAGGGGCACGGGCCAGCGUGUGCGCCCUGCUGUGCCUCGGCCUUGAAGAAAGGGCGAGCAUGGGUCUUGAGUCUGCACUGACACCUGCAGUAGUCAGAACCCCAAAGGCGGGCUCCUGCUUUGUCCCUGGGGUCCCCUCUUCCAUCCAUCUGCUGCCUUGAACACCCAGUGCCAGCUGCCACAGAAAGAGGGUGCUGUUUUCACACCUUGCGGGGCCCAUGGGGUCGGAAUGGGCAGGGUGACACCUGCUCGAGGCAGGGCGGGCCACCCCCAGUUGGACGAGCCCACAGACCAGACGGCCAGUCUCCCCACUCAGAAAGCGUGCUCCUGCCCUGUGGGGAAGCUGGCCUGGCCCAGCCCUCACUUCUGACUGGAGGCAGAGAGAAAUUCUAAAGGCCUGGCUGCCGCCCCAGGCCCGCCUGCUGCUGUGUGGAGGGAGGAGGAGGCCACGAGCAGAAAGCCACUGCACUUCCUCCCUAGCUUCCUCCUGCAUGGGCUCGAGCCCUCUUCUCUGGACCCCUACGAGCAUCUCAGCUUCGUGGUUUCCUGUUUUCAGUGAAAUUUACUCUGAGCUCCAGGCUCCAUCUUCAUCCAUGACCACAGGCCCCACCCCCAGCAGCCUUAAAGCUCUCCCUGCUGUUGCCAGGGAGAGGCAGGUGCGAGACUAGAAAGAAGACCAUGCACCCCGUGCUCACCUCUGGGGUGGUGCUGCCUCUGCAGACGCCAGCCGGUGGCUGGUCCCGAUGGGUCCCGGCCUAGCGCCCGUGAGCUGGGGUGCAUGGGACAGAGCAGCAGUGGGAACAGGGUGCCUGCCUCCAAGGGAGUGGGAGGAGCCUGGGCCUCCAGGAAGUUGGCUGCAGGGUGGGGCUAAGGGCAGGAGGCUCAUGGAUCCUAACAGUGUCUGAGGCCCUGGGAGGGAAACCUGUGCUUUUAGGUAACGAGUCAUUGUUAAGCGAUGUAUCAGGGACCAUGGGGCCUGUAAACCACCUCCCAGCAUUUACAGUUCAUGAAGACCUUCUGCCUCGAUUCCCUCUAAGGAAAUGGAUUUGGAACUUCUUGGAAAUAUGCUACAGAGGCCACUGCAGAUGCUGCUGUUGGGUCAGGCUGGCCCAGCCAGGGGGUCUGUGGUCCUAGGCACUGGGGUGAACGUGCAGGACCGCAGGACCUGCUUCCCAAAGACCAGCGUUGGGGUUGCCCUCCCUCCUGUCUGGCCAGAGCUCCCGCCCGCAUCCGCGGCCUGGGGCAGAGGGGCUGAUGCACUGCCUUCUUUAGGGAGUAGUCUGCAGUGUGGGGACUCUGAAGGGCACAGCGGGGCUGGGGCUGCAGAGGUCCCGUCACUGUCCCGGUGUGGGCGCUGUAGCCUGCCUUCUGGAAGAAGCCUUGCUGGGUGUCAGCGCCCCACGGCUGGCCGGAAUGUGCCGAGGCUGGGCUACGAUGUGCUCAGGGAGUGCAAAGGCAACAGCAACGCGCAGAAAGAGGAACUGAGGUCGUCAGCCAGGAUGCCGGGUACAAGGCCGCUCAAGAAGCCGACACUCGCAGCCCAUGAGCAUCUGCCCCAGCCGCAGACAGCACUGUCUCGCCCUUCGCUGUACACACUUUGCAUGGUCGUCCUUCUUUCCUGCACAGAUGCUGUGGCUUUGGGUUAGGGUUAGGGUGAGGGUGUGAGUUCCAGGACAGUGGGCGUCUUGCCUGCCCUUUGAACUCGGUUACAGAGCUGACAACUGAAACGUAGCCGAUGGAGAGUGGGUUGAACCAUGAAGUCAGAGCUGAGUUCUCUGGACUGCUCACAGCUGGCAGGGACCUCUGACCGGCCGUUGGCUCUGGUUCCUAGCAGCUGCGUCUGGGCCUGACGGAAUCUCCUCAGCGGCCACCCUUCCCUGAGCUUGUGCAGGCCGGGGAAGAGGUUUCGUUUGGUUUUGCAGUUCUGGUCUGUCGGCAUGUCUUCCUGGAUGACGUAUCAGUGUAGCUUAACGAGCAAGUGCUGACGCUGGUUAGCAACGUCUGCCUUGGGCACAGGAUAGAGGAGCAGCAGCACGUGUGCCUUCCCAAAACACGUCCACACGUGUUACUGCUCCUUUGAUCCCCUCGCCCAGGAAACCCGGAGAGGCUUUCCCGUCCCCAUUUACUGCAUCGGGAAACUGAGGUUUCUAAAGGCUUGUGUCUUGUCACAGCGGAUGAGGAACUGGGAGUGAAGCCCAGGUUUCCUGCUCCCAGGUCCGUGCUCCUUCCUCUUCACGGAAUUGAAUGGCAUGGCAGGGCAGGACUUGCUGACAGUGCGUGCCAGGGCCCCGGAGCGGAGCUGUGCCCACGUGCCCAUGGCUCCCCUCCUUCCACAUCAGUCCUCGACACUCCCUUUCUGCCUGGCAACCCUGCCGCCUCAGGACUGCCGGUAGGCGAGGCAGGCCACGCACUACUUGCUUACAGCGGGGCGGGGGGCACCUCAGAUGGCUGCAGAGCCCCCGUGUCACUUGGAGGAACUGAGCCAGUUGCAUGUGCAGCCUCUGAGCAGCGGCGGAACAUCCCUAAGGAGCAGGGUUAGGGGAAGGGUCUGCACUGCAUCACGCCGGGCCAGAGAAGGCCAGCCUACUUGGUGUGCAGCCCAGGGAAGGGCCCAGGCUGGGGUUUCCUAACUUGAGCCAGGGGAAGCAGGCUUCCAAACAGAAGCAGGGUCCAAGUUUAAUACACAGGAGAGUCCUUGGCCCUAAGAUAGGAGGUGAGCUGCCGAGAGCAGCGUCCCUAGCUCACAGACUCUCAAGGGGCUAUUGCUGGUGAACCAGACGUAGGUAGAUUUGUUUGUCCUCUGCCUCCAUAGGUGGCUUUUGCAGAUCUCAGCAGCCUGAAAGCUAGGCUGGUUAUCUGAGAUCGUCUAACCUGCUGGGUGUCAUUUGCCUGGAAGCAAGGCCCCGUCAGGCCCUCCCUCUCCCCAUCCCCCUGCCAAGGUGCCUCUGUGGCUGGGGCUCGGCUCCUGACCUCCCAGUUACCUUCCGUCCUUCCUCCCUGGGCCUGGCCCUUCCUCUUGCAGGGGCCUCCCUGCUGGCCACUUAGACCCUUCCGCCAAGCCUAGCCUCCCUGUGGCCUGCAGCCAGCCAGAGACUGAGGCUGGACAAUGACUUCCCCGGCCGGCUGGCGGAUCAUUGUGUGGUAGGGCUGGGCUGGCCCGGAUGCCCCUUUCAGCACAGCCGUUCCAACUCUGGGCGCUCUGGGGCUGAGAACGGGUGGCCACGGCCUAGGCUGUUCGCAGGAAUGUCCAGCCCUCAGGAAACGGGGGGAGCCCAGGGAGAAAAGAGGGCUCAGAUACAUCAGACACAGCCUUUCUCUUGGUUUGGGGAGGCCUUUGGUAGCUGGGUCCCAGGUCCCCUGCUUAGAGAUAUAAA
Messenger RNA from Molossus molossus (Pallas's mastiff bat), 6112 nucleotides. It is a transcript of the gene VSIR, whose product is annotated as V-set immunoregulatory receptor. Gene Ontology annotation, biological process: positive regulation of regulatory T cell differentiation; negative regulation of CD4-positive, alpha-beta T cell proliferation; regulation of immune response. Bases 204 to 1145 code for a protein of 313 amino acids. The transcript is spliced from 7 exons. The record is from RefSeq and is a predicted model, not a curated record. Lineage: Eukaryota; Metazoa; Chordata; Mammalia; Chiroptera; Molossidae. Gene Ontology annotation, cellular component: plasma membrane.